Vanessa tameamea is the source of this 2742-nucleotide messenger RNA. It is a transcript of the gene Ifrd1, whose product is annotated as interferon-related developmental regulator 1. Lineage: Eukaryota; Metazoa; Arthropoda; Insecta; Lepidoptera; Nymphalidae. The transcript is spliced from 9 exons. The record is from RefSeq and is a predicted model, not a curated record. Bases 261 to 1553 code for a protein of 430 amino acids.
UGCUAAUGCGCCCCUUUAUAUGACAAGCUGUCAGACGCCAUUGCGCAAAUAAGCGGAGUCGUGUGUGCAUGAUACACGGUUAAACAUGUUAAAAAGUUUUUCUGAAAUUUUAGUUUUAUUUUAUAUUUGGUGCCCAAAUUGUUCUAUAAGAACUGAUAUAUUAUACUUUUCUCCGUCUUGAUCAAGUGUGAAACGUAGUUAAUUAACUAGUGAAUAUAUUUAAUUUUUCCAUUAGCAGUUCGUCAGAAAUCACUAUCACCAUGCCUAAAGGAAAGAAAAAAGGAAAAUACGAACACAGGAGAACAGAAGUCCCUUACUCGUCAGAUGAAGAUGCUGGUAUUGAUAUAACCAAUGACAACUAUUCGGAGACCUCAGGUGCAUCGGACCUCAGAAGCAAUCAUGAUGAUGCUGAAAACGAGAUCCAAGAGAAGUUGGAAGAAAAGGUCUUAGAGAUAAUCGACGCGUUGAGCGCGAGAGCCAACGCAGCGCGCGCCGCGGCCCUCGUGGCGCUGCGCAACGCGCUGCAGCGCCGCCACCUCGCGCACCUGCUCAGCGGCCAGCGCGUCACCCUGGCCGAGCACGUCACCAAGGCGCUGCGCCGCGGCCGCGACGGCGAGCGCCGCGCGGCGGCGGCCGUCGUGCCCAUACUGGCCCUGCAGAUUGGUGAAGAGGGUACUGAAGAAUUUCUAUCAGAAGUACGUCCGGCUCUUGCGGCUGCAGCUAUCGACAAAUCGGCUUCACUUGACACACGCACUGAGUGCUGCUCAUCAUUAGCGGUGCUGUGCUAUCUGUUAGAGGAAGAUCUUACAGAGGUGCUUGAGAUCAUGCGCAUGUAUGAAACUAUCUUCAGCGGCAGUUAUCUUAAGGGAGACGGCAGCGUGAAGGUGUCGGGCGCGGCCGUGGAGGAGGGCGCGUGGCACGCCGCGGCGCUGGACGGCUGGGCGCUGCUGCUGCUGCUCGCCGAGCCCGCGCACGCUAGAGCUCUGCUCGCCGACCGACAGCCCUCCUUCCAGCGACUCGCUGAGCUGCUCGACGCUUGCAGCCUCGAGGUGCGUUUGGCGGCGGGCGGCGCCCUGGCCAUCGCGCACGAGCGCGUGAGCGGAGACGACGACGAAUACGACUGGCCCGAGGAGCAGGACGUGCUGCCGCGCCUCGAGCAACUCGCGCGGGACUCGCACAAGUACCGCGCCAAGCGAGACCGCAAGCUGCAGCGCGCCACCUUCAGGGACAUCCUCAAGUACUUCGAGGACGGCAGCGUGGGCAGCGAGCGCGUGCGCGUGGGCGGCGAGGCGCUGUCGCUGAACACGUGGGGCGCGCGCGUGGCGUACGGCGCGCUGGCGGGCGCGCUGGGCGCCGGGCUCGUGGCGCUCACGCCGCACUGCGCCGCGCUGCGCAGCGCGCUCGACCUCGAGCCGCCGCACGACGCGCCGCCCGUCGCGCUGCGCAAGCUCAACAAGCUGCAGCGGCAUCUUCAAAAUACUGCGGCGUGUAAAGCGCGCACCGUGGCGAGGAACAAGAGCAGAGACAAGCGCUCGGCCGCAUUCGCCCUUUGAGAAUAAUAAAAUAUUUUAGCCACGGAAUCUCUAGAAAAACAAUAUGGCCGGUUCCGACGUUCACAAACUCAGCAUUAGAUUCGAGCUUAGUUUUACGCUAGCAUUAGAUUGUUAGCUUAAAAUAAAGUACCAAAGAAAAUUCCCGUUGGUAUUGUUUGAAAACAAUGUUGGAACCGAGUUUGAGGCCUGCAAUUCGUUUCACCUUUAAAUUGUGCACACUGAACAUAUCCCAUUGCUCUAAUUAUUUACAAUGUCUUAUUUUAUGGUAAUGGAAUAGAAUGAUCAUUAGGAUAAUAGAAUGAUCAUAACACAGAACACAGAGUAUACUAGAAGUGGCAUUAAACAUGCAUACACCAAUAAAACCCAGAUUAUUGUAAAUAGUGUAAAAUAUAAAUGUCAACAUAUUAUGAUAAAGAGUUUUAUUACAUAAUUUCAACAUCUUAUUUUACUUAAAACAAAACCUGUGCCACUUCUACUAUACUCCCAAAACGGCAAUUCUGUAGGAAACAAAAACGAUACACGAUGACGAAAUCAAUAUGAAAAUUUUUGAUGUUUAUGACUCCUUUCUAAUACAAUAAUUCUGUGUUGUAUUUUAGUAUCGCAUGACAACAAAUUAUCGUGUGUCGAACCUGUUUCUCACAGAAUUUGCUCGCUGUUCUUAAAGACUACAGUUUUAAUAAGUAAAUUGUAUACCCAAUGACAUGUAUCGUCAUAUAUUUUAUUUAUGUGAUUUUUAGUUAAACUAGUUUGUAUAAAAACUUGAUAACUUACUCCUGAACUUGGUAAAUUGGUCGGCAUUCCGAACUAACUCCGCAAGCUGCCAUUAGAUAUUUCAAUUAUAUUUAAUUAAUCUUUAUUUUUAACUGUUAUAUUUAUUAAUAUUAUAUCGACAGAUGUUAUUGAUUAGUCAAAUUGCUAGUAUUCCUGGUUGUAUUAAUAAUUUCUUUAAUCUUUAUCAAGUUUGGAGUAAGGGAGUAUGUUUUAUUUCGGUUGAUAUAAUUGAUAUUUCUAAUAUGAUUUGUACUGUGUUUGUAUAUUUUUAUGAGUUACGGUUAACAGUACAGUUCAUAUACUUUUACGAAAUUUCUCUGUAAAUAUUAUUUUGUAUUUUGUUACCUGCGGCCGAAUAUGUACACUAACUAGGCUAAUUAGUACACGGAAUGUUGAAAUAAUAUUUAUAAUGAGAAUA